Messenger RNA from Haemonchus placei, 1437 nucleotides. Lineage: Eukaryota; Metazoa; Nematoda; Chromadorea; Rhabditida; Trichostrongylidae. The record is from the annotation of a GenBank genome assembly.
AAAGAAGUGGCUCGAAAACGUCGCGCUAUCACCACUCCUGCGGGAUCGAAAGAUGGAUACGGCGCCAAGUUGAGCACAAAAUCUGCAGCUGCUUCUAGGAAUAGCAUAAAUGCAUUGGCUGAAGCGGCGAGAAACGAUGUGGUAACUGUGAAUGUUACAGCGACCUCAUUUGCGAUCAAGGGUCUAAAACAUUACACCCGCUACUUCAUUCAAGUCACUGUGUGUCAAGAUCCAACCGCUCCCGAAACUCAUUGCUCAGCGAAAAGAGCGUGGCAGUACGUGAGAACCAAGCCAAUAAUGGAUGCUGAUAGAGUGGACAACUCAACGAUCAAUGUAGUAGUGCUGAAUGGUACGUCUGACAUACGUAUUACAUGGAAGAAACCUGUUGACCCCAACGGGAUGAUCGUGGCCUACAAAGUGAAAGUAAUGAAUACUGCAAAGCAGUCGACUCCUGUUGAUCAGUGCAUUCCUGUAUCAGCUGAUUGGUCUCCCAAUGUGAAUGGCGCAGUCUUCAAAGGAUUGAACGAUGGCGCUUAUCGUGUUGAAUUACGUACGGUUUCGUUAGUUGGCGUCUCCCAACCAACGUAUGCUGAAGAACUGUUUGAGAUUUAUACGCCGGGAUUUUGGACACUCAAGAACAUUCUGCUGACGUUGUUCUUCUUGCUGUUAUUUGCUGUAAUAGUUGGAAUAGUUGGCUACUUCUUUGUGAAGAAAUAUUACUCGCAGAAAGUGAAGGAGUACGCCACACAGUUGAUCUCAGCAAAUCCGGAGUACUUGUCUCAGGCAGACGUUUACAAGCCUGAUGAGUGGGAACUGCAGCGAUCUGAUCUCACGUUGGAAUGUGAAAUAGGGCGAGGAACAUUCGGAAAGGUGUAUCGUGGUUAUGGUAAUAAUGUCCUAUCCCGAUGCGGUGAUACUUUUGGCUUGUGCGCGAUCAAGACGGUAACGGAGACGGCUAAUUCGGCAGAGCGACUACACUUUUUGCUUGAAGCCAACGUGAUGAAGUCAUUCUCAGCUGAAGCAUUCAUUGUCAAGCUGUAUGGUGUUGUGUCGGAUGGUCAGCCAGUAUUAGUCGUAAUGGAAAUGAUGGAAAAGGUUGCUCAUAUUUGCCAUUGUAGGUACGAUUUGAUGGUGGAAUGCUGGAGAUAUGUACCUCGAGAGCGACCAACUUUCCGUCAAAUCGUGGAACAUCUCAUCCCAUUGGCUAGUGAUCAGUUCCGAGAGGCUUCGUGGAUCUACAACCAUCCUGCCACGGACUAUGCUUCAGACUCAGAACCAAUCUAUGUUCCUGAUGGUCAAGGAAUGCAACUUUUAGCUACCGAUGAAACAGCUGACGAGGUGGAGUACCGCCUGGCAAAUCGCGCAGGCAGCGCGAAACCUCGUCGUGGUGAAGGUGAUUCGUUAGAUACCGAUUCUGAAGCCGAAGAUGAGGUUUGA